UAGUGAUUUUGUCCCAAAAUGGUCAUAUAGACUACAGUCACAGUCAACAAAGCUUUAUACGGUGAUUGUUAACAUUUUCAACAUUGCCAACGCAUACUUCAUUCUUACAGCUCGUAUACGUUUAUUGCAAAAGUAAUUAAAGCGACGUAAAUAAAAACUAAUCAAAAAAGUGACCGGGUAAAGUACAAAUAUUACAGCUUCAUCAGUGUCAGUUCAACAGACUGAGGAGCACGACUGUUGCGCGUUCACGCGCAAGAAAACGCACGCGCACGCACGCACUCGCUGCGGAUUGAGCUCUUCCCGCUUCGAGCUCGAGCUGCUACGAGUGCCGUUUGGCGGAUGACAGUUUGUUUUUCAGAGCGGGCCCGUCUGACAAGAGCGAAAAUUCACAGGUCUGCCCACCGGGAUUUAUUGUCUUCUCGUCAAGAUGAGACAUCUUGGUCCUAAUUGUACGCAUCUGCCAAGGGAUAUUAAUCCUGGCAACCUAUCUGUGAACAACAGCUCUAGCCCAGCUGAGGGAAAGAGUAAACAAGCAUGAUGCUGCUGGCCUCCCCACCACACCGACUACAGCAAACACACAUUUCCCCCAUGGAGUUUUAACCCCUUUAGGAGUACAGACUGUCUCAGCCCUCCAACACAAUUAAAGGAACACACAGGUAUGUAUGAGCACAGACAGAUCUAACAGCCCCUUCCCUUUGGUUCAAUACCAGAACUGCGCCUGAAAACCGAACAAAGUACUAGAGAGAGAGAAAGAGAAGAGACUGAGGGUCCCAUGUGUCAUUGGGCUGAGGGGCUUUCGCCAUGAGCAGUACUCUGGGCAAAGAUAAAGACUCUAAGGAGAGGGAACCCAAAGCCGAAGGGAAAUCCAAAACCAAAGGGAAAGAUGCCAAAGACGGGAAGAAGGACGCAAGUGGCGCUUCGCCCGCCGUGGCCUUCACUUUGGAUAGCACGAUAAAACGCCCCAACCCGCCGCCCAGCACCCGCAAAAAAUUCAGCAAUGCGGAGGUCAUCAAGGACCUUAACAAGUGCCGCGAGGAGAACUCCAUGCGCCUGGACCUUUCCAAGAGAUCCAUCCAUCAGUUGCCCUCUUCCAUCAAGGAGUUGACCCAGCUGACCGAGCUCUACCUGUACAGCAACAAGCUGCAGAGCCUCCCGCCGGAGGUGGGCUGCCUUUCGGGCCUGGUGACGCUGGCGCUCAGCGAGAACUCUCUCACCAGCCUGCCCGACGCUCUGGACAACCUAAAAAAGUUGCGUAUGCUUGAUCUGCGGCAUAACAAACUGCGGGAGAUUCCAGCCGUGGUCUACCGCGUCACCUCUCUCACCACGCUCUACCUGCGCUUUAAUCGCAUCACCACCGUGGAGAAGGACAUCAAGAACCUGUCCAAACUUACCAUGCUCAGCAUACGAGAGAACAAAAUUAAACAGCUGCCCGCAGAGAUCGGUGAACUAUGUAACCUGAUAACGCUGGAUGUAGCACACAACCAGCUGGAGCACCUUCCUAAAGAGAUUGGCAAUUGCACUCAGAUCACCAACCUUGACUUGCAGCACAAUGAACUUCUUGACCUACCUGAGACUAUAGGUAACCUGUCGAGUAUAAACCGUUUGGGCCUAAGAUACAACCGUCUUUCAGCGAUCCCUCGAUCCUUGGCGAAGUGCCGAGAGCUGGAGGAGCUUAACCUUGAAAACAACAACAUCUCAGUGUUACCAGAGGGUCUUCUCUCCAGCCUGGUCAACCUGACGAGUCUGACGCUGGCAAGAAACUGUUUCCAGUCUUACCCAGUGGGAGGCCCUUCCCAGUUCUCCACUAUCUACUCUCUCAACAUGGAGCACAACCGUAUCAACAAAAUCCCUUUUGGCAUCUUCUCCAGAGCCAAAGUGCUCAGCAAGCUCAAUAUGAAGGACAACCAGCUAACGUCCCUCCCACUGGAUUUUGGGACGUGGACCAGCAUGGUGGAGCUGAACCUGGCAACAAACCAGCUCACCAAGAUUCCAGAGGAUAUCUGCGGCCUUGUGUCUUUAGAGGUUCUUAUAUUGUCCAACAAUCUAUUGAAGAAGUUGCCUCACGGGAUUGGGAAUUUACGGAAACUACGAGAGCUUGACUUGGAGGAGAACAAACUGGAGUCCCUCCCAAAUGAGAUUGCCUACCUUAAGGAUCUACAGAAACUUGUGCUGACCAAUAAUCAGCUGACCACUUUGCCUAGAGGACUCGGUCACCUGACAAACCUAACUUACCUGGGCUUGGGAGAGAACCUACUGCAGCACCUACCUGAGGAGAUCGGUACACUGGAGAACCUUGAGGACCUGUACCUAAACGACAACCCUAACCUGCACAGCCUGCCGUUUGAGUUGGCCCUAUGCAGUAAGCUGUCCAUCAUGAGCAUAGAGAACUGCCCCCUCAGUCACCUCCCACCCCAGAUCGUCGCUGGUGGUCCUUCAUUUAUUAUCCAGUUCCUGAAGAUGCAGGGACCCUACCGAGCUAUGGUCUGAAAUGUUCUGCUUGAGGCUUACACACUGUAGAGGAAAAAACAGAAUCCCUUUUAUGUCGUCUCGAAGACAUCUAGGACAGCAAUCUGCAUAACUGGGUUCCAAAUGGAGGAAUAAUAGCCAGUUAGGCCCCCUUUACCCCAGUCGAGUAGAACACAAUGUCUAGACUUCUGUUGCCAAAAUUAAUGAAUAUAUAUCAGUGAUUCUGAGAAGAGACGCUCUUAAAAUGUUUCAAUCAUUUUGCCAAUUUAUUGAAAGUCAUUAUUGUGGUUCUUGGCACCAGGAAAAACAGUUGUAUGCAAAAACAAAAGUUUUUUCAACUUCAUUUUUGAGAAACAACUUUAUUUUUGCUGCUGCUGCCGCCAUACUGUAUGUUAGUUGUUUAUUUUUUGUAUUUAUGUUUUUGAGAUCUUUUCAUCCCACAACCAAAAGAUUUUUAUUGUACAGAGGACCUGUUCGGAAGCAGAGAACAAAUUUUAGUGUUUAAUUUUUUUAUUAUUAUUAAUAUUAUUAUAGAAAUUGUGCCUAUUCAGUGCAGUUGGGUGGUUUGUGUCUGAACAUAAGUAUCCAAGAGGUUUUUAAUACAAAAAGGUUGAAUUUACAAAAGCAUAAUUUAUUCCGUAAUUCCUUUUUUGUAUUAAUUUUUAAUUACUCAAUCGGUCAAUUUUUUUUAAAUAUUCAUUCCUAUUCAAUGUUGGGAUAGAUAGGCGUGACAUGUUGCUAAGCUUGAAGUUAAUCGGCAGUGAUCAGUAACGUUUUCUUUCAUUAUAGGAACCGGUUCAGAGAAAAUGAAAUAACGUAACCGAGAUCUAGAUUUGUUUUUUAAAUCGACAACAAUCACAUCAAGGGUUUCGCUAAUAAGGUGCAGGUCUAGGUUGUGGGUCUAAGAUUGUUAACUUGUUUGCCAUAUCCACAGUGUUGCGCUCUGCCUGUGUUCUAUCAGUUUGCAUCUACAUAUCAGGUGCUUAACAUUGCUAAAAGGUAAAGGCCCACAUUUACUGUGAGGAAUGCCAAAACACCCAUUCACAUCAAUUUUUUGUUAAUUUUGAAGGAUUUUAGGGUCAGGUUCGCCAGUAAAGGCGUUAUGGGACUGGUCUUAAACGUAACCCCCUGACUCCUGCUCUUUUAACUGUUCAGAACACUGAACCUCGACGUGGUCACAGGAUCCUUAUUUUGUUUCAUACACCGCCCCUCUUAUGCUGCUGCUUUUAAUGCACUUUGUAUUGAUAUUUGGCAUCCACCUCAAGUAAAAGGGUCGCGAAUUUUUACGUUACCGAUUAAACAAAUGGUUGGGGGCAUUCUUAUAAUUUUUAAAGUAUUUUAUCAUUUAUUUUAAUUGUCUAUCGUGUAUAUUGUAUAACAAUGAAUGAAAAAAGGUUGCCUCAGCAAAUUUAAAUGUUAACAUUCUAUUAAGAACUUGGAUUUUUUUUUAGGCUUUAAUGGCAUCUUUAUUAAAUGUUUUGAUUUAAACUUCUGUCUGACUAGUUUGUGUUCCUGUAUAUUUAAAAUUCACACAGGUAUCCUUUGGUUUCAAAUGGUGCAAAUCAUCAAAGUAUUGCUAUCAAAACCCAUAAUGUUUUGAUUAUGACCUUUUUUAUUUCAUCUUUUUUUUAAUAUGGAAAUGUUCCGUUGAAGCCUGAACAUGCAUUUUCUUUUGGUUUAGUAUUAUAUUAUAAGUGACUGUAAAUGACAUUUUUAGUUUAUCAAGCCAAAUGUCUUUUGUUAGGAUUGUGUCCACGCUGUUUAUUUUCAUGUCUCAUUUUCUUUUACUUAUAUUAACAUUGGCAGCAGUGUAAAGACUUGCAGCCACAGAGCGGCUCUCAUGGAGACACUUCACAUUAAUGGGGCCACAUUUGGCACGAAAAAGGACACAAAUUGCUGCUUUAUCAACCAGCAGAACCUGUUGCUGCUUUAUGGACCUCAUAAAAACGUAAUGCUGUAAAAGAACCGACCCGGAUGUGAUGUUUGGACUGGGCUCUCGGACGGUUCUACCAGCACAGACGUUCCACAGACGAAACCCCUCUGGAUGUGUUUGGCCAAUACGGUGCAUUUGGCGCCUGAUGCAGACGCUGAAUAAUAACUACAAAGAUAAAUGGAAAAAAUACAAACGUUGUAAAAAAGGGCUUUCUCCGUUCAUGCUUAACUAUACACCAGAGGCAUUGCAUUCCUGGUUUUGUAUAAAAGCUUAGAACUGUACAUUUUUCUUUUGUGUGCGUGAAUGUGCGUGCGAGGGACUUGUUAGAUGUUAACAAAAUGGAAUUAUUAUUAUGUGAUAAUAAAUGCCUUUGAGUACUUCAA
Triplophysa dalaica is the source of this 4782-nucleotide messenger RNA. RefSeq names its product SHOC2 leucine rich repeat scaffold protein (gene shoc2). Gene Ontology annotation, molecular function: protein binding. The transcript has 9 exons. The record is from RefSeq and is a predicted model, not a curated record. Bases 802 to 2487 code for a protein of 561 amino acids. Lineage: Eukaryota; Metazoa; Chordata; Actinopteri; Cypriniformes; Nemacheilidae.